This is a messenger RNA of Moesziomyces antarcticus, 1347 nucleotides long. RefSeq names its product chorismate synthase. The transcript has a single exon. Gene Ontology annotation, cellular component: cytosol. Gene Ontology annotation, biological process: aromatic amino acid biosynthetic process; chorismate biosynthetic process. Gene Ontology annotation, molecular function: chorismate synthase activity; FMN binding. Bases 1 to 1347 code for a protein of 448 amino acids. Lineage: Eukaryota; Fungi; Basidiomycota; Ustilaginomycetes; Ustilaginales; Ustilaginaceae. The record is from RefSeq and is a predicted model, not a curated record.
AUGUCGACAUUCGGCUCGCACUUCCGCGUCACCACGUACGGCGAGUCGCACUGCGCCUCCGUCGGCUGCAUCGUCGACGGUGUGCCGCCAGGCAUGGCGCUCGAGCCGCAGGACAUCCAGACGCAGCUCUCGCGCCGCCGCCCCGGCCAGUCGAACCUCACCACGCCGCGCGACGAGAAGGAUCGCGUAGAGAUCCAGUCGGGCGUGGAGCGCGGCGUGACGCUCGGCACGCCCAUCGCCAUGCUGGUGCGCAACCAGGACCAGCGCCCGCACGACUACACCGACGACACGCUCGACGCCUACCCGCGCCCCUCGCACGCCGACUUUACCUACCUCGAAAAGUACGGCGUCAAGGCGAGCUCCGGCGGCGGACGCUCGAGUGCGCGCGAGACCAUCGGUCGGGUGGCCGCGGGUGCUCUCGCCGAAAAGUAUCUCGCCGAGGCGUUUGGCGUGGAGAUUGUGGCGUUUGUCUCGAGUGUGGGCAAGGUGCAUGUGCCGCGCUACCCGGGCGAACAGCUGGCCAAGGAUGUCGUUGUCGCCGCUGCAAAGACGGACGCUGCCGAGGGCAAGUCGUUCUACGGCGAGUCGGCCACCGAUGGCCCGCCGCAGACCAAGGUGGACAAUGUGAUCGACACGCAGGGGCUCACCGAGGAGGAGGCCGAGGAGCCGCUGUCCAGGGAGUUCCGCGAGCUGCUCGCCACCAUCACGCGCGCCAAGGUGGACGAGAACGCCAUCCGAUGCCCGCACGAGCUCGCGGCCGAGCGCAUGCGCCAACGCAUCCUGCUCGCCAAGGCGAACAACGACUCGAUCGGGGGCACGGUGACGUGCAUCAUCCGCGGCGUCCCCAGCGGCCUGGGCGAGCCGUGCUUCGACAAGCUCGAGGCGAAGCUGGCGCACGCCAUGCUCUCCAUCCCUGCCACCAAGGGGUUUGAGAUCGGCUCUGGCUUCCGGGGCACCGAGGUGGCGGGUAGCAGGCACAAUGACAAGUUUGUGCUCAAGGAUGGCGGAAGGUUGGGGACGGUGACCAAUUGGAGUGGCGGUAUUCAGGGCGGGAUCAGCAAUGGCGAGGAUAUCUACUUCCGCGUGGGGUUCAAGAGUCCCGCUACGAUUUCGCAGGACCAGGCGACGGCGACGUACGAGGGCAAGGCGGGCACGCUCAACACGCGCGGCAGGCACGAUCCGUGUGUGGUGCCGCGCGCGGUGCCCAUCGUCGAGGCCAUGGCGGCGCUGGUCGUCAUGGACGCUGUCAUGGCGCAGGAUGCUAGGGCUAGGGGGGCGGAAAGGCUCAGUAGGGCGCCUGUACAGGCUCUGCCGAACAGUAUGAAGAUGCCGCCCAAGCGUGUGUGA